UGCGGUCACUGACAGUCAGUUGCGUCCCAGUUUAAUUGUUUAUUUUUAAUGAAAUAUAAACAAUUACUUAAGUUGAUUGGCCUAGAUCAAAUAAGAAAAAAUAAAUAAACUUUCUUUAGUAGCAAAGCCCCUUUACUGUACUUCCUUAAAUUACAAUGAAUAACUCGGCGGCAAAGGUUGGCGAAAUAUUUACGGAAGCCGGUGCAGCCUUCAAUAAGCUAGCAGAGAUGACUAUGUUGCUGCAUCCUAUGGCUGAACAAUUGCCUAUGAAUAGUCAACCUGCGACAAAAACCCCUAUUAAGAAGAAGGUAGAGGAGCGACAAACAACUCCAACAAAUGUUGCACCAGCUCAGGCACAACAGAAUGUCCAUAGCACUCCUAUUUCACAACAGGUGACACUCAAUAUGUUGAAUGCUCAGGAAUCUGAAAUGGAUGUAGACGAUAUAGGGAAUGAAGUAAAAUUAGAAUUUGAAGGCAGUACUGAAGAAGUGACCACAUGAAGUGCUUGUGCCUCAAUCACAUAGUCUAGGUAACAAUUGAAUUAAUUGACAAUAAUUAUGAUAUUACAUUAAUUAUGUAUACAA
Pectinophora gossypiella (pink bollworm) is the source of this 584-nucleotide messenger RNA. RefSeq lists its product as uncharacterized. The transcript has 4 exons. The record is from RefSeq and is a predicted model, not a curated record. Bases 156 to 500 code for a protein of 114 amino acids. NCBI's taxonomy places the organism in Eukaryota, Metazoa, Arthropoda, Insecta, Lepidoptera, Gelechiidae.